Messenger RNA from Aspergillus japonicus CBS 114.51, 871 nucleotides. RefSeq lists its product as uncharacterized. The record is from RefSeq and is a predicted model, not a curated record. Lineage: Eukaryota; Fungi; Ascomycota; Eurotiomycetes; Eurotiales; Aspergillaceae. Bases 181 to 627 code for a protein of 148 amino acids. The transcript has a single exon.
UCCUCAAGAUGGACCAAAGAACGCGAUACACGACCGGGUGCUGCAGCAGUUAAGCAUAGGGCUGUGUCGGGAAAUGGGUUUACCCGCACUAGUGCUCUGCGUUCGACAUCACGGUUCUAAAAGAGCCUCUCCUGGAGAAGCUCCUAUUGUUGCCUUUCCGAAUGUUGUUAUCGUACCUUAAUGAAGGGAUACACACUGACCUUCUUCAAGCGGCCGAUGAAAUUACUCUUUGGAUCGAACCUCCCUGCCGAAUUCCACGGCUAUCUCCACGCGAUCUUCCCCAAAUCCCCCACCACUAAUUCACUUUUGAUCCCUGCAUAUAAGCAUUUUCUGGUCUUGCCAGUGAUUCUACAUAAUAAACGUGUGCAGGCGCCACUGUUUUUGGUACACAUUCGUAUAUGUUGUGCAUUGGUUUCUUCAGACCAACCGCCCCGCCCCCUCAAACCUCCAACCCAAUAUCUCCGGCAUUGCCCUGUCAUACCUCGACAGGCAUGCCAACCGCAUUCACACCUCGUGCCUACUACACAUAACGACUUUACAUACUGGUUUCUCGUCCGAAUUUUCAUUCCCUCGACUUCGUUCUUUUUUUUUUCUUUUUCUUUUUUAAUCGUUUCGCAGUUUGGGUGAUCAUGAAGGUUUGGGACAAAUCGAGGAACUGGUUCCUGGGCGGCGAAGUGAAAACUUGGGUCUGGCUUAUCCCUUCCUAUUUUCCUUUCAUCUCGCUAUGAGUUACUCUACUAUAGGUAUCAGGUAUCAUUAUUUUUAUUCGUCUCGAUAUGUCACAUUUUCCCCCGUCCGGUGCAGCCUUGAUUUGACUAUUCAUGCCGUGAGUAUGCGUGGACUAUUGUGUCUAGCUUGGAAAGGUUGUUAU